AUGCGUCUUGAUGCCAUCCAUGCUUACAGCGAAGGUGAGCUGACAGUGACGGGUCCCACUGCCACAGCUGGCAUAUUCGCCACCUAUCCAGCUGACUACCUCAGUUUGUGGGGAGGUGUUAUGGACCAGAUCAUCGGCACGGCUGCACUGCUGUUAUGUGUCCUCGCUCUUGGGGACCAGAGGAACAGCACCCUCCCUGAUGGGCUUCAGCCUGUUCUGGUGGGAGCAGCGGUGCUGGUUAUUGGCAUCUCAAUGGGAUCCAACAGCGGCUAUGCCCUCAACCCCGCCAGGGAUUUUGGACCUCGACUGUUCACAUACAUCGCCGGCUGGGGAGUGGAUGUCUUUAAGGCUGGAGGUGGUUGGUGGUGGGUGCCCAUAGUGGCUCCCUGCAUUGGAGCGCUGCUGGGAACUCUGAUGUACGAGCUGAUGAUUGAAGCCCACCAUCCUCUCAGUCCGUCUGAGCUCCAGACCUCAUGCCAGGAGGCCACUGAGGGCAAGACAGAGCUGGAGCUGGACUGUGAAAAAAGCUCUUAGUGCUAAAAGUAAGCCGCAGUUAAGCGGUUUGUUGUGUAUAGUUAAGGCUGUUUAUGGUGUAAUACUCACUGAAGCUGUCUUUGUAAAUAUAUGUGACUGAUGUAUUGAAACAAGCAGAUUGGUUGUGUUUGCAGAGAUACAUGUCCUGUAGCAUAACUGCACAUGCAAGCACAACUAAAUCUAGUUUCUGAUGUUUUGUUAAAAAACUUUUGGAUAAAUUGCUAUAAAAUUUGAUACAAAUGA
Molecule: messenger RNA, 777 nt
Organism: Plectropomus leopardus (leopard coralgrouper)
Lineage: Eukaryota; Metazoa; Chordata; Actinopteri; Perciformes; Serranidae
Source: RefSeq, a predicted model, not a curated record